GAGGAAAAUAAAUAAAUUGGGUACGCUUAAAAAACUGGAGACCUUGAAUCUAUGUGACUUAGGUCUCACAAAUAUCUCCAUACCUGCUUCCCAGAACCUCUUUCCAAGUCUUCAGUGUCUAAUGAUCUCAAGUAACAAUAUUUCAAAGUGGAAUGAUAUUUCUGAACUUGAAAAACUUCCAAAGCUGGAGGAAUUGAAAUUCACUAAUAAUCCUGUGCAAGAUAAUCUCUCUGUCGAGACUGUAUACUACAAGGUUGUCUGCAGGAUUGGAACUCUUAAGGUGCUGAACCGUAAAAUUGUUACCAGAGAAGAAAGGAGGAGUGCAGAACUAGAGUAUUUGAAGGAAUGUGGCAGAGAAUGGCUUGAAGUAUCAAACGAUGAAGCCCUCAAGACAAAGUUUGUCGCUACGCAUCCAAGAUAUCCCAUUAUUGUUAAAAAAUAUGGAGCAGCAGAAGAAUCUGAGUUAAAGAAGACAAACCAGUCCGUAGCCUCUUCACUGGUGCGGGUCACAUUGCAAGGGCCAGACAAAGCGGUCACCAUGUCAUUGCCCAAAACCAUGCAGAUCAAGAAUUUGUUGCCUUUGGUGGCGAAAAUGUUUUAAUACUGGGGGUGCUGU
This is a messenger RNA of Homalodisca vitripennis (glassy-winged sharpshooter), 616 nucleotides long. RefSeq names its product tubulin-specific chaperone E-like. Bases 122 to 601 code for a protein of 159 amino acids. The record is from RefSeq and is a predicted model, not a curated record. NCBI's taxonomy places the organism in Eukaryota, Metazoa, Arthropoda, Insecta, Hemiptera, Cicadellidae. The transcript is spliced from 5 exons.